UUAAAAUGUCAUUACCCAAAUUAGAAAGUCACACGCGCCCGGCGGCUCCGGAGAGAAAAAGAGAGGGAGGAGCUCCUGCCUCCUACCCAUGGCAAAUCGGUUAUAGUUUAGUACAUCCAAAAACCCAAAACCCUUAAAUUUCUAAUAUCCCAUUGAUUCAAUUUUUUUUUCGAUGUCCGGAGAAUUUUGAACUUUGAAGAGAAACAUAGAGCCUCUGAAAAUCCUGUUAACCUUUUUUUUUUUUUUUUUUUUCCUUUUUCUUUUUAAUGCAAACAUCAUUUCGUUUUCUCUCUCGCUUUCACCAUUCCCACUUCCACAAGCACACUUCCUCCGUUUCUUCUUCCAUUUUAUGGAACAAGGACUUGAUCUUUUCAUUAAUCCAAUACAAUUCCAACAAUGAAAAUCCCAACAAUAACUCUGGUUUAGACCCCAAUUUUGCCAAACAAGUUUUGGGCUUUGGUUCCGUUACUCAGUCUCGUGGUUCUUUCACUUCUGAUAGGUUAUUAUUGGGUUUGGUUUCGUUGGAUAAUCGGAAUUAUCAUAACUACUCAACUCGUCGUAGUUUUUUCAGGAGGGCUAAACAAGUAAAGAAGAUCGAAAUCAAUGAUCAGCAUAGUCAAAGAGCUGUCACAACUGCAUUAUGGUGCAACUUCCUUGUUUUCUCUCUCAAGUUUGGGGUCUGGUUAGCAAGCUCUAGCCAUGUGAUGUUGGCUGAGGUUGUGCAUUCAGUUGCAGAUUUUGCAAACCAGGCUCUCCUUGCAUAUGGUUUGAGUAGCUCAAGGCGUGCACCAGAUGCUAUUCAUCCCUAUGGCUAUUCGAAGGAAAGGUUUGUUUGGUCCUUGAUAUCUGCUGUUGGUAUUUUCUGUCUUGGUUCUGGAGCUACAAUUGUUCAUGGAGUUCAGAACUUGUGGACUUCACAUCCCCCUGCAAACAUCCAAUAUGCAGCUCUAGUGAUUGGUGGUUCAUUUAUCAUCGAAGGUGCUUCUCUUGUUGUUGCCAUACAAGCUGUGAGGAAAGGUGCAGCCGCAGAGGGAAUGAAAGUGAGGGAUUAUGUUUGGCGUGGUCAUGAUCCCACAUCUGUUGCAGUCAUGACGGAGGAUGGCGCUGCAGUAACUGGACUUGCUAUUGCUGCUGUUUCAUUGGUUGCAGUAAAUACCACAGGGAAUGCAAUUUAUGAUCCUAUAGGUUCAAUUAUUGUUGGCAACCUGCUUGGGAUGGUGGCUAUAUUUCUGAUCCAGAGGAAUCGACAUGCUCUGAUUGGUAGAGCAAUGGAUGACCAUGAUAUGGAGAAGGUUCUUCAUUUUCUGAAAAAUGACCCGGUUGUAGAUUCUUUAUAUGAUUGCAAAAGUGAGGUGAUUGGACCUGGAUUCUUUAGAUUUAAAGCAGAAAUAGACUUUAAUGGAGUGGUGGUGGUGCAAAAUUAUCUAAAUAGGACUGGACGUGUGGAGUGGGCCAGACAGUUUCGUGAAGCGGCAAAGGAGAAGGAUGAUACUGCAUUGCUCAAGAUCAUGUCAAACUAUGGCGAAGAAGUAGUUACUGCAUUAGGAAGUGAAGUUGAUAGGCUUGAAAAGGAGAUCCAGGAGCUUGUUCCUGGUAUUCGGCAUGUCGAUAUAGAAGCUCACAAUCCAACAGGGCCAACCCCAUGAUUAUAAUGCUCAUACAUCACUAUAUUCUUGACUUUCCAUACUACACCGCAUGGAUGAAUAUCAUUCAUGGAACAAGAUACGGAUGAUAAUUGGCAUUCCGCAUUUUUGCGCCAAGUGAUUCCAAUUCUGUUAAGAUACGGAUAGCUUCCAUGGGAUUAGUAUAUUAUAAGAAUUUGAGUGCUUGAGCAAAUUUAUUGGAAGUAUCUAGACAAAGUUGAGCUUCCUUUGGUUUUUUUCAUUAAAUGAAUUAUUUUGUUAGAAAAGUUGCAUGUAUUGAAUACAACUAUAAUCGUGGGAAUGAUAUACUAGUCAAUCUGGUUGAAUUUAGAUAUCAUUUUCAUUCAAUGAAAGCUGUUUUAGCUUUAGUCCAUGUUAUGGAUCAAUGAUCAACUAUUGCACGCUUUGGAUUGUUGGAAUUCUGUUGGAGACGGGGCUGCUAAUAUUAUUUUAAAUGGUCAACUUGGUCUUGAUUACGGAUUGAUUUAUGAAAUAUUGUUAUCAUUUUAUUCAUCAA
Molecule: messenger RNA, 2160 nt
Organism: Manihot esculenta (cassava)
Lineage: Eukaryota; Viridiplantae; Streptophyta; Magnoliopsida; Malpighiales; Euphorbiaceae
Product: metal tolerance protein C4
Exons: 13
Coding region: 267-1646 (459 amino acids)
Biological process (GO): transmembrane transport; zinc ion transport
Cellular component (GO): membrane
Molecular function (GO): monoatomic cation transmembrane transporter activity
Source: RefSeq, a predicted model, not a curated record